AGGAGGAGUGGGAGGGGGUUGAACCAAGUUCCUCAGACCGACAGAACCCUGCAGAAUGGGGGAGGAAGGAGCUACUCUUACCCCUACCUCUACCCCCAUCCUUAUCCCUACCGCCUCACCACACCUCUUUACCAUACCAGGAGUGGAAUGGAGGCAGGAGGUAUGAGGAAAGAGAGCGUUGGAGAGGAGUAGAGAGUUGGGGUCAAGAGAGAAGAGAGGAGGGAGGAGGAGAAGAGAGGGGGAUGUCCUGUGAACACACCCCAGUCUGGCCGGUUCUAGAGGGGAGGGUUGGAGAUGGAGAGAGAGAGGAUCUACACCAUAGAGUCCUAGAGGAGAAUCAACCCACAAACAGAGGGCGGGACCUAACGGUGCGGGUCUAACACAGCUCUGGUCCACUCUACACACAAUGGUCCUGUCCAGAACAACCCCUACCCUCUAGGGGACGUCAUGCCAAUCUGAAGGAAUUGGAUAGGUAUAAUAAGAAAUAUGGUAGCUCCACCUUGCCCUGUGACAUGUUGUUUCUGGACAGGACCAAUCUAUUUUACAGACACUGUACUAGGCUCUCCAAGCGCACUGACUCUCUUGGGUAUUUUAUAGUAAGUUAAGUGUCAAGGUGUGUGUGUGUUUUGAUCUGAAGCGUGUAAGGAGACAGACCAGUGAGGAGCCUCAGAAACUCAGCCGCAGCAGAGAGAGUGAGAGGGAGAAGAGAACACACACACAAAGGCACACCACUCUGCACAUGUACACACUUGGAAACACACAACCAGAGAAGGACAGGGGCUUGGCAGCUAAGAGAAAUACUUAUCCUCUCUACACAAACACACUCACAAAGAAAUGCACAAACACAGCAUCACACACACAGACCGAGAACGGCAGAGACAAGCACCUUGGCAUGAGAGAGCAGGCUCACACACCGUCUGUGUCAGCCGUGGGCUAUGCUGGACCUUGUAGAGCCAGUGUCCCUGGGCAGCCCCGUGAUGGAGAGGAUGAGAGGUGUUCUGUAUAUCUGGGGACAGGAACAGUGGUCCCUUCCUCCUCCAGUCCACUAGAAGGACACUCCCAGACACACACACACAGCCAAGUGUUGAAGUGCCAAGCUCCAGGCAAGCCAGGAAUGAGCAGGCAGAAGAAACCGUUGGAUGAUGAAGGCUGUGUGUUCGGUUUGGUGACCAGCCGGUCGUUCCCUGUCCUCCAAAGGAACUGUCCCCACAGCUGUGACCUGCACCUGGUAUUGCAGCAGGCCACACACAGUUACACACAGCACCUCCGAGAUAUACGCAGGAGGAGAGAAAUACACACAACGGGACAGAGAGAGACUCGGCGAGGGACACAGAGCGUCUGGGAUCACUGCAGAGAUAAGAUUCCUGAAGUGCUGAACACACCCACACACCGAUGUGAUUUGAAUUCGGAUAUGUGUCCUGUUGUAACAGAGGCCAGUCUGACUCCUGUCUGUAAAGGAACCCUCCUGAGGAGCUUCUCAACCAACAGCGGACAACGCAACACUGAUCACAACCAUGUGAGUCUCACUCCCCUUGAGACCUGUGGUCCAUGUGAAGGUAUCGCUUGGAAUCCUUUGCAUGAAGGUCUGAUGAAGAGCCUCUCUUCUGUGACCAGCAGGGGGCAGGAGAGAGGAGACAGAAGGGAGGACGGUGUCAUGGAUGAGGAGGACGGUGUCAUGGAUGAGGAGUACGGUGUCGAUGAGGAGGACGGUGUCAUGGAUGAGGAGGACGGUGUCAUGGAUGAGGAGGACGGUGUCAUCGAUGGGGAGGACGGUGUCAUCGGUGGGGAGGACGAUGUCAUCGGUGGGGAGGACGGUGUCAUGCAUGAGGAGGACGGUGUCAUGGAUAAUCAGCAGAAGACUCUUUCUAUGGGAAACCCAUCUUUGACUCAGAGCAGUUCCAAAACCAAGGAAAAGAGGGUGAAUACCAAUGAGAGGAGGGAGAGGAGGAACUUCAGCCGUGAGGAGGAGAGUUAUCUGUGUCGAGGUAUAGAGCGGUUUGGUCCAUCCUGGAACUCCAUCCUUUGGGCCUAUCCGUUCCAGCCGGGACGCACCAACGUUGACCUGGCCAAGAAAUACAAACGCCUGCAGGUGAUAGGCAUCAACAAUGGUUUUACAAAAAUGCUAAAGCCCAGGGUAUGGAUUCAGACUCCAUGAGAUCCUAGAGGAACACAUUGUCUAUUGUACAUACAUCACAGUCAUAUAUUUUAAAUACUUUAAUGUAAUAUUCAAUAAUAGUUUAAAUACUAUAAUUUAGUCCCCAGUUUGAAAUGAAUUACUAUGCUGUGCUACUGUAAAUAAAAUACAUAAUUUGUUAUUUAAGUUAGUACUAUAUUUGAAAUAUGUUAAUUUCAUGGUCAUGGAGGGUGGAUGAAUGGUCCGUUCUGUAUUUCUCAACCUUGUUGUUUUACACAGCAUUUUGCUGCCUAUUUGAAGUAGUUGGAAUAUUGUUUGGAAUAGAAAAAUGGCAAUUAUUUGUGUAAUGAUUUGCACUUGACGGUUUCAUAAUUUAUCUUGUUCAUUGUUAAUGUAUGGAUUGAGAUUGAAAUGGUUGUUCACUCGUCAUCCCCUGAAGUUGUUUGUAUUGAAUUAAACAGAAGAGUG
This is a messenger RNA of Oncorhynchus gorbuscha (pink salmon), 2602 nucleotides long. RefSeq lists its product as uncharacterized. The transcript is spliced from 8 exons. Gene Ontology annotation, biological process: homologous chromosome pairing at meiosis; meiotic attachment of telomere to nuclear envelope. The record is from RefSeq and is a predicted model, not a curated record. Bases 740 to 2155 code for a protein of 471 amino acids. NCBI's taxonomy places the organism in Eukaryota, Metazoa, Chordata, Actinopteri, Salmoniformes, Salmonidae.